GACCGUCCGCGGGGCGGGCAUGGUCAAGAAGUGCCGUCCCGCUUUCGUCUCCCCGCCUGCGGCGGAUGCGGCGCUCGAGCGGCUGGCGGCAGCUAGCGACGAGGGCGGCGAGGUCAAGCUCAAGAAGGCUGCCGCCCAGGCCAGAGCGAGGGCUGGCCCCAAGGCGAGGCGCCCUGAGCUGUGGAAAACGAGCGUCCAGGACGAUGGGUACGCUCCGCUCAUGGCCGUGCGGGGUGGUGAGGUGCUCGAGUGCAGAGGUCAGGGCCGCGGGGGGGGGGGGGCGGCGCCGGCGUGGCAGUGCGAGCUGGCCCCUAAGCGCGCGAUCGGUCUCGCGGCCCCGUCGGGGGAGAUGCUCGUCGGCCAGCUGGAGAUGCAGAGGGCCAAGCUCGCGGAUAUCGAGGAACAGGCAAGGCAGAGCAAGAAGGCCCACUGGGGGGUGGAGAGCCUCGGGCGGGGGGCCGCCCUGCCCGAGGAGCCGCGGCAGACGAGCGCGAUGGCGGCGAGUGCCAGGAGGCACGAGCGCAAGAAGCGAACGCCUGCGCCGCAGUCGAAGGCCUGGGCGGAGCGGAGGGCGCAGGGGCCCCGCCAGGCGAACCCGCUAGGGAAGGGCGAGGACGCGUCGAGCUGGCGCGGCGUCGGGCAACGGAUCGGGUACGCCGAGGCGCAGCGCGCAGCAGCGGCGACCUCCCUGGCACCUGGCCUGGGGGAGCAGCGGCUUUUUGCGACAGAAGGGCCGCCGGAAGAGCUGAUGCAGGUGACGCGCGCGGCGGCCCCCGCCGUCGUGGAGGUCAAGUUCGAACUUGGCAAGAGGAUGCAGGUCGAGGCCCUGUGGGAUUUCCACAACCUGGAUGUGAACGUCGCCAAGGUGGGCCUUAAGGCGGACGUCCUGCCUCUGCCCUUGCCUAGUGCGGGCGAGCACGCCGAUGCCUUGUUCCAGCGUCUGAACGAGCCCGGGAGCGUGAUGAGUUAUCGAGGCGGCGAGAGGUGCACCCUCCGUUGGGAGGUUUGGGUCAGGGCUUGGACGUGCCUGCAAGUGCUGCUCACGAGCUACCAGCGCGGGCAUUCCGGCUUCAUCUCCGACAGGUUCGUAGAGGUGCUGCUCGCUAUGACCUUGGUCCCCAGCGGCGACGCGGAGCG
Messenger RNA from Prorocentrum cordatum, 1137 nucleotides. The record is from the annotation of a GenBank genome assembly. NCBI's taxonomy places the organism in Eukaryota, Dinophyceae, Prorocentrales, Prorocentraceae.